GCGGCUAUCAUCUAUUGCUGGGGGGUGGGCGGUGAAUCUAACGCCCAUAAUCAGAAAGAAUCGUGAUAAUUUAUUAAGAUUAGCAUGGACUUUGUGUUUUAUUAACUACACAAUAGGAGUAAACGUUAAUUUGACUAACCACGAUUAGACUUUCAUUAACAAUCAAGUCCAAGAGACUGACUAAAUUGGCAAAUAUGUAUAACGACUACCAACAACUUGUGGUUAAGAAAGAGGACAAAAUUCUUGUAAUUAAAUUCAAUAAUCCGAAAAAGAAGAAUUGUGUAAAUCAGCAAGCGUACAAGGAAAUAGGUCGUAUACUACGGGAUGUUGCCAAAGAUGAUUCCGUGACUAUGGUGGUAUUCACAGGAGUGGGUGAUUUCUAUACAGCUGGAAAUGAUUUGUCAAAAGUAGAUGAUAUUAGCGACAUGGAUGCCUACGUUGAGGCAUCGACAUCAAAUUUCAAAAAUAUGGUUUAUGCCUACAUUGAAUGUCCAAAGAUCAUUGUAUCUUUGGUAAAUGGACCUUGCAUUGGCAUUGGUACAACAUUAGCUGGGCUAUCGGAUUUAUUGUGGUGUUCGGAAACAGCCUACUUUACUUGUCCUUUCGUGAAAUUGGGAAUUGUACCCGAAGCUGGUUCUUCAUAUCUAUUCCCAUAUCUCAUGGGACGUUCGAAAGCAACAGAAAUGCUUUUAUUUGGCGAAAAGAUGUCAGCUGAAGAAGCCCUCGCAUUUAACUUUGCUUCUCGUGUCUAUAAGCCAUCUGAAGUCGAUACUGUCAUAUGGCCAAAACUACGUGAAUAUUCUGAAUUACCCGCAGAAUCGUUGCAAAUUUCAAAGCGUUUGAUGCGUUCGCCAGAAAAAGAACAUUUAGUUAAGGCCAUUGAUGCAGAGUGUGAAGAACUGCGUAAACGUUUCCACAGUGAAGAAUUUAUAAACGCUAUUAUACAAUUUUCGAUGCGUAAAUCUAAAUUGUAAAUUAUGUCUAUUAUUAUUGUAUUUUAUGUGAGUAUCUGUGAAUUUAAGCAUUUUUAAAAUGGUUUAAAAUAAAGACUAUUUUAAGUUAAUGAAA
Molecule: messenger RNA, 1068 nt
Organism: Musca domestica (house fly)
Lineage: Eukaryota; Metazoa; Arthropoda; Insecta; Diptera; Muscidae
Product: enoyl-CoA delta isomerase 2
Exons: 2
Coding region: 195-974 (259 amino acids)
Source: RefSeq, a predicted model, not a curated record